This is a messenger RNA of Trichoplax adhaerens, 3210 nucleotides long. RefSeq lists its product as uncharacterized. Gene Ontology annotation, biological process: DNA replication; mitotic G2 DNA damage checkpoint signaling; regulation of DNA-templated DNA replication initiation. Gene Ontology annotation, cellular component: nucleus. Gene Ontology annotation, molecular function: chromatin binding. The record is from RefSeq and is a predicted model, not a curated record. The coding region runs from base 1 to 3210 and encodes 1069 amino acids. NCBI's taxonomy places the organism in Eukaryota, Metazoa, Placozoa, Uniplacotomia, Trichoplacea, Trichoplacidae. The transcript has 17 exons.
AUGGCAGAAGGAUCAUUCAAAGUUAUCCUCCUCAUUGAUGCAACAGCAUGCAAGGUUGAGAAAGGAAUUAAUUUAGUUCAUCUUGAUUUAGGCCUUCUUCGAAUUUUAAGCUAUCUUAAUCAUGUAUGUAUCCAAAAUGGCCAAGAGUUAUCUUGGGGCUAUAAAUUUUACUCUUGUGAUGAAUCCAAUGUUGGCUAUGAAAAAAGGCAACUUGUUGAUAUGAGCCUCAAAAAUUGGGAGAAAUUCCAGGAAAUAACAUGGAAAAUAUUAUCCUCACAAUCGGAAACUACCAAUCACCAUCAGCAAUCUCUAAAUAAUAAAAGCCAAGCAAAGUAUUUAAACCAGGCUCUUACUGAAGUUACGAUCUACUUUCCAUGGAAUCAACCUGACUUAUUGUCACCAACUCAAUUAAAUUAUCGUCAUGAUAGAAGGAAUCGUAAAGAAAAAAUUUCUCCUUUAACCAAUUUAAUCUUAAUUAUUCGACCUUGCCCCUUAUCUAGCUCGUCAUUAAAGGAAUUCUUUGGCAAAGAGUACAAUUCUUUAACUGCAGAAUUGCUAGAAGAAAAUCUAUUAACAGAUAUUUUACAUCAAAAAUUAACGCGAACGUUAGGCAUUGGCUUAGGCUGGAUUGAUGUUAACCACGGCCGACUAAAUGAAACAACUUCUGAAAUAGACAAGACUAGUUAUCUUCCCCAAACUGAUAUUAUAGAACAAUUCAAUUGUAUGUUGAGCAAAUUAAGAGGUUUUCUUAUACCAAUAUCUGUGCUGACUGAUAGUGGUUGCAUUGGCUCUUCGCUACUAAUCAAUAGCGGAGAUAGCUCGCAAAAUCUUGUACAAAGCAGUUAUCAAAUUAGAACUAAAUUAAGAAAAGUUGAAAAUACGAUCAAUAGUAAAAAUCCUCUGAACAAUUUAAAUCAUCAUUUUAAUCAACCUAUUUCCACCCUUAAUGCUCACCUAUUGAUGAUACCUACUAAAAAGCUGAAUCAGUGUUAUCAGGUCUUAAUUCCAAGCACAGCAAAGACACAGGGUCUCGAUGUAGAUACAAAUGACAACCUACAAAAUAUCAGUUUAUAUUACGGAAACGGCAGGAACGUUCAUCACUUUCAUGGCCAAUUCGAUUUAUCAUCUAUACCGUCCACAUUUACAAGAAUGAAAAAUCUAACAAGACCUGCUGGAGUGGGAAUUAUUAAAGGAAUUGUCAGUAGUAGCGUCAUUCCACUUCCUUGGCAUUACUCUGAACGUGUAUUUACUGUUAGCCCUUCAAGUCAACCCGAUCUAAAAAAUGCUCCAUCUCUUCGAAGUACUUUUACAAAUAUGAUGAUUUUCUUAAAAAGAACUAAUCAGUCUUUGGUUAUCGAAUUUUCAUCUCAACAACAAGAUUCAGAUCCAUUGAUUUGUCUGAUGGAAUCAUUAACCGAUUCUUGCGCGAUUUUAAAAAUAUUGAAGGUCGAAGGGAUAACAACUGUGGAAAAACUACUGAUAUGGAGACAUCAAAAUCCACUGUGUCACCGAUUAUGCCAUAUUUUAACAUUCGAUAAAGCUACUUCGAGCUUGCUGGAUAUUUUCUUAUCAUCCAAUAAACCAACCCUCUCUGUGAACGAUCAAGAAAUUUCUAUGAAUCUCUCUAGCCAAUUUAUCAACUCAAUAUUUGAUGAUGCAAACUCGAAUGAUUAUUUAAGGCAGCCAUUCCUGUUAACGACACAAUUAAUGAAAUACGAUCAAAGUUUACCUACAUUACAGCAAAGCAAUAUAGUAGUCAGUAAAGGUCAAAGGAAAGAAUUACCUUCCUUAACAACCCAAGCUAGAUCCACCAAUAGAAGCACUACCGCAAAUCAUCUACAUUCUCUUGAAGUAAACAGCCAUAGAAAUCGAUCUGAAAAAAGACAGAAACAAAGUUCAUUAAACCAGAUUAAAAAUAGAUCUUUAAAAAAUCGUCAAAUUCGCGCAAAUUCCACUGGCUCAGUCGCUGAGACACGAAAAUUUAUGUUCUCUAAAGAAAGAAAUAUUACCAAGAUUGACAAAGUCAAGGAUAACGUAAAGACUCAAGUUACAAAACAAUCGAGGACAAAAAAUAUAUCACAAAGCUUCGAGGAAGAAGACAACAAAAAUUUACUUAAUGAAUAUUUAAGUCAUCAAGCUAACUCUGAAAUUAAUUAUAAAGGUUAUGCAACAUUAGAUGCGUUGGCAGAAUAUGUUUACCUACGAUGUACAUGCGUUACUGAAGAGUUAUCCACAGAGCCUAUCGUAAUUGCAAAAGAUAUAGUUAGAACUGUUGUACUGUCUAUUCAAAAUUCGAAGCAAAGCAUAGAUUUGGUCAAUUCAGUAGUGGAAUUUCUCAAUAAUAAGGUUGUAAAGUCUGUAGCCGAUAUAAGAGAGAAUUACGGAGCAACAAGUGAUAAAUUAACUACAGAUCAAAAAAUGCGCCAAUUUAUCUUUCAAAUUGUUAUGCGCCUCGAAAUAGUAUGUUUAUUACAUAAUGAAUCAAUUGAUAAUAAUCUCUUGCAAGAGAUUACCAUGUUACUCCAACGGCUAUCGUUUUUAGCUGAUCCUGGAUUUGCUAAUAAAUUUCUUGACGAGGUGGUUUUGGAAUGUUACUUAAAAUAUCUUGGUCAUGCAUUGAAGGAACUGUACACACAACUAAUGCUUGAACCUCCGCAAGAAUUGUCAUCACCCUCUAAGACUGAGAGUGACAUAGAAUCGCUAGCCGAUCCGGUUCCCCUUAGCAUGCCUACUUCUCCUCAGAAAAAAGACGUUGAUGAAAAUUACAAACCGCGUGCGCUGACACGUCAUCGAAGCUUCCAGAAUCUUGGAAAAGUGCUCAAAAUUGCAGUACCAGCAAAAAAGAAAAUGCCAAGAGUUCAAAGUGAAGUUAGUAUUUCAUCGAAUUACGGAAAAGAUCGUCAUCAUAACGUUAAACGUAAUCUCUUUCAUGACGCUAGUGACCACAAUAAAGAAAGUAAGUCAGUUGCAGAUACUCCUCUCAAGAAGCAAGUCGCUAAUCCAAUAUGGCGUAAGCAAGAAAGAGCUAGGAGAAAAUUUCAUAAUAUUUCGGACGUAUGUAUUAGGGAAUCUCCAAUUUCUAAAGUAAAAAGAGGAAAUGUCGUCCGUAGUCUAAAAUCAAGAUUUUCGGAAACAUUAAUGUCGAAGCGUAUACUUGGCGAGAUAGGAAAGGAAGUAAAAUCUGAUAGCUGUAAAUCAGUACCAUUAUGA